UGUGGUACUCCUGGACCAGUUUAACUUUUGGAGGGAAAGUGGAAAUGUCUGCUUGUUGUUCAAAAAAGUGUCAUUUUCAUUAUGGUUUUGGACAAUGAGCAUUGUUUGUAUACCAAUAUUCAAAAUGUUGUCAUGCCGAAUGGAAAAACAAAAGAUUUACGAGUCGAGGUGUUCGGGUUUGGCAAACAGGUCUCAAAAGUUGAGGUGCGGAUAACAGAUGACAAUGAUCCAGCACUGUUGUACAUUCUUCACGUGUCUGAAUCAGACUUUAAAGUCAUCAAAUCGCAGCAAGGUCUUUUGGUUGAUUUUGUAAAUUUCCCUGUGCAUUUAGUGAAGUUAUUUGAACAAUGCCUAAACAGCGUUAAAGGGUUUUUAUUGAUCUUAGAAGAAAAUGGGAUAGAAAACUAUUUAAAAGUUGUUCAACCUAUUGAUCUGAAGAACCUAUGUUACAUUGCUCUAAAAAUUACCCAGGGAUCAGACACAGAGGUGAUGCGACAUAUGCAGAAUCAGAUUGGCCUCCUGAAGAAAACACUUAACUCUAAAGAAGACGAAUUCAGGUGUUUGCAGUCUCAAAACACUCAGUUGCAUCAGGAACUCAAUUUUAAAGAGCAACAGUGUGCUAAAAAUACCAAAUGUUGGGAUGAAGAAAAAAACAAACUUCAAGAGCAGUUCUCAAAGGAGAUGGAUACUCUGCGUGACCAAUUACUUCAGGAUAGGAAGAGGGACUUGGAUUCAGCUUCAUAUCAACGUGAAAAUCUUAGUGCGAAACUUGAAGAUUUAAACAGAGAAUGCACAAGAUAUAAAAAUAAACACAUGCAAAUCUGUGAAAAGUAUGAACAAGCUCAACAAACUGUAAGAGAGUUGAGUAUGAAAUUAUCAAGCUAUGAAGAGAUGCAGAAGUCAAUGAACCGAGAAUUGACAGAUUUACGGAGACACAAAUCAGAACUUGAAACAGAAUGUCGUAAAAAAGAUCAAGACAUAGAUCAAACUCGUUCCCAUGCUGAUGCUUUAGACAAAGAAGUAGCAAGAUUGCGAACCCGUUUGACACGUCAAGAGGGGUUAUUGCGGCAGGCUGAUUCUGAACACGUGAAACUAAAGUCUGCUUUGACACAAAUGCAAGAAACAAUUCAGUCACGCAGUGAUCUUGUGCUUCAAUUAAAUGGUGACCUCACUAAAGCAAAUCUUAUAAUUAAAGAAAACCAAAAGGAACUUGAUAAAUUGCAGCAUGAGCUUCAAAGAAUGGCAGCAAAGAAACAUGAAGAGGAGAGUAAACUCAAACGUGUAGAGUUGGAAAUGAAACUUUUAAGGGCAAAUGCGGAGCGGGAUGGAGCUCGUCUUAAAGCACUUGAGGACACAGAGAAGACACUACAUGAACAACUUAAGGCUGCCAAUGAGGCAAUUCUAGCCAAAGAUGAACAGCAUAAGAAGUGUGGAGACUUGAUUACGUAUCUGAAUCGUAGUCUAAACCGACAACAUCUGGACCCCUCUCCACCCUCAACUGCUCAUGGGCAACCUGGGCACUCAGCUCUUUAUAACUCAGCUCCUUCAGCACCAAUUCUUUACACACUUGGCUCAUCUCUGGGACGUGCGGGGGCUGGCGCCGGUCUUCAUAUUUCAGGACCACCAAUGACGAACCAAGGAACAACUGCUACUAGAGGGGUUUUGCCCUUCUCCUCAACACCUCUUGUAGCAAGCACUGCUGCUGGUGGCCCAGGGGUCCAAACUCGACGCAGUUUCCCAGGAGCUAUGAUUCAACCUUCAUCACAUGUCCAUAGGGUCAUGUCAAGUGAAACUCCAGCUGCCCGCCCUAUUGUUGAUAGAGUCACACUCUCGCAGUUGCAAUCUCAAGAUGAAUCCCGGUCGAAGAAACAAUCUAGUUCUCGGUCAAAUCCAUCCUCUGCUCCGGAAAACCAAAAAGUUGUAUCCAAAGUCAAAAGUUCAUCUUCUAGUGGAACAAAUCCUAAUAUAAGGAAUUUCAAAGACAAAAAGAUAGAAUGAACGCUUCAAGGAAAAACAACAGAUAAAGAAAAUAAAGAUAGCAUGACGUACAAACCAUCAGCUUAUUUUCAGCCGAACAAAAUUAUAACAGAAUUUUAGAUUAAUUUUAAGAUUUAUAGACUGUAUUUAUAUAUUAAAAUUUUAACGACCUUGUUUUCAAAUAAAUAUUAAACAAAA
Messenger RNA from Frankliniella occidentalis (western flower thrips), 2175 nucleotides. RefSeq names its product spindle assembly abnormal protein 6 homolog. The transcript has 12 exons. Lineage: Eukaryota; Metazoa; Arthropoda; Insecta; Thysanoptera; Thripidae. Bases 82 to 1998 code for a protein of 638 amino acids. Gene Ontology annotation, biological process: centriole replication. The record is from RefSeq and is a predicted model, not a curated record. Gene Ontology annotation, cellular component: centriole.